UAGGCCAAAAACGCGUGCAUCCGCUGCAUUUUCAGAAAUUUCAUGAUCAUUAUACUAGCCAAGAUUCCCUCUAGAAUUAGAAUUAGCCAUAUUUGCCAACCAUGACGAUGUGCUGACCGGUCGGCUAAGUGAUAAUGGACAAAAUGUCGUGAAAGACCAUGCUUCAGUCUACAACAGAAGCAGGAUGUCUGCGAUAAGACUGGCUCAAGUUGCUGUCAGUGUCAACCCUGGUGAUGUCCUGGUGGGGCCAGACGAUGCCGAGUCUACCGUGUCAAAUGGACCUAGCCUGGCUGUGGAUGUUCUUGACACAAGGGAACUAACCAGCUCAGUCCGAAGGCAAGCCGAUACUCCAUCAAACCAUGGAGCUAUAAGCCCAAUCUCGGCACCACUCCCUCCAGUUCCACUUCUGACCUACGUUGACCUUCAGCCUGCUGGUGCUCGGCGGCCAGUACCCAUACAAGUCGUCUCUCCCUACGAUCUCAGUAAAGACACCGGUGUGUGUUUACCAGCCAUAGACACUACUAGGGCGCAUGCGCGAGUAGCGGACGUCCGAUUCCACUGUCUAACGCCAGGCCAACUACCAACACUCCCGCGGUCCAAGAAAACUACCAAGCUCAAAGUGAGCAACCAUCCUCCAGACCUCAACACUGCGACUCAUCAAAGAGAAGGAGCAGCAAGUGCCAUUGACGUCUUGUUGUCAAUCGAGGGCCAGGACCUGAAACUGCCUCCUCCCCGGACCCGAACGGGUGCCAGACGAGAGUACGAGAAAUCGAGACAUCGACCGAAUGCUGUCCGGGUCGCGAGCGAGUUGGGUUUUCCUCCAAGCCGUUUCCAUGGUGAUGACAUCCGAUCCUUAGAAGAGAGUUUGAAGAAGCUGCUGCUGUGUCAGUCCAUGGGCGUCAUCAUUCAGAUCACCAGACGCCGAGGUGACAGUGGCGGACUAGCACAGCCGGUGUUUCACUGCAGCAGGUGCCUGAAACACUGGGCGGAUUACGGCCGACUGCCACCCAACUGUAAUGAGCCCGAAGCACGCGUGAGCGGCCCUAGCUUCGCCAUCACAAGUCGAAGUCAGGAAAUACUGCAGAAGUUCACUCGGCUGACACCAGUCGACAAGCAAUGCUUCCUUGAGGCCAUUCAGACUCUGACAAUCCCGCCCCCAAGAGGCGAGAACAUCCCUUGCCCCUCCGUGUCUCAUACGUGCGACAAAGUGUGGAUGCCUGGAACGGGGCAUGUGAAGAUGUCGGUGACAGGGAUGGGGGAUGAGGCGGAUAAGACAGUUCGCACCACCCAGAGUCAACCUGUCCAAGUGGCAAGUGAAUCUGACAGCACCAUUUCGAUGAAUCGAGAUCCAACACCAGACAGACCACAAGAUACUGCGGUAUUGCCAAACGCUGUAUCGCAAUCCUUAAAAUUGAGAAGAAAUCGAGAAGGUGCCAAGUACUCCUCCCGGGAAGAUGAACACGAUAGAAGGCGCAAUAGGGAAGAUAACGACAGCAUUGAUAUAGGAGACGCCAAGGGAGAUCCCGAUUCCCGCCCUGUACAGACAGGAACUGAGCCCUGCUUGUUCGGUUCAACUAACGACACAAAAAGAGAUCUAACAAAUUCCGUUGCUGAGCAAGCAUCAAGUAUUUCUUCGAUUCAUGUUGUUGACCUGGACAAAGGCCUGAGCCCUCAGAAAUGUGAUGCAGCAGUAGCAACAAAGCUUGUUGAAGACAAUCAAGAGCUGGUUGGUGACCAAGCAUGUUAUUCAAAUUGUGUGAGUCCCAGAACUGAUGAUCCCUGGUCAAACGAAACAAGGCUUGGUGAAGGCGUUCCCAAUAGUCACAAACAACGGAAUGAAGAGGAAAGUCUACUUCCAGCAAAUGAAUUUCCUGUUGAUGAUGAAAUUGGGCUACCCGAAGAACACUUAAUGAAUAUCUCCCCGAACGUGAUGGAUGAUGAGCGACUCAAAGAAAAUGGAGGGGGAAUUUCCAACACACAUAACACACAAACCUGCGAAGUAGACCGAGAUAUGAUAUCUAAAGGUGAUGCGUUUCAGGACAGAGAAUAUUUGUCCGAAGAAGAGAAACCGGCUCAUGCAAUCUCAAAGGUUACAGUCACCAGAAAUGGACUUCUGCAAAAUCUGUCCAACGGAACGGCUUCGUUUAAUAAUUCUGCGGGUGCCGAUGAUGCCAAAUCCAACAAAUCAUUUGAGAGGCUUAUCAAUGAUGCAGAGGAUCCGGACAAGCGGGAACAAUCCGCAACACCUGAGAGACAGGAAGCUAAGUCGGCCAGAAGUAGUCUCUGUCGCCAUGGCAAUGGGGACUCUGAACAACCAGCUGGUCAAGAAAGGGCCAAUGGUCGAAAGAUCCCAAGCUCGACACAACAUUUGGGGAAGGGUUCGGCCUUGGAGAAAAACCGGCGCGAGAGCAGUGUCAGUUACAUGGGUGUGAUGCAAGACAGCGAGGAGAACCAAAAUAGAGGCACCUCAUCAUCAGCUGAAGAGGGUGCUACUUCACGAGGGAGUCAUUGGAAUAUUGGCAGGGGGAACAUGUCAGCGUCUAGAGAUCAGAUGGCAGCUCCUAUCAGAAACACUGCCGUUCGAAAUGUGACAGGAAAGCCAGACACUAGGCCAGGGAACCUAGAGCGGCACGUGUUUGCGACUCCAAGGGAAACCCUUGCCCAGACGAACGCUCUGGGCAUGGUCCCCAAACCAUCGGGGGAGGGUCUGGCAAAUGAUACCACCAAACAAAGCCAAGAUCGCAGGUAUCUCACACAGGACUCGGGUUCCAAUGCCUCAGCCCCUCGUCGGGAGUCUAACGCUGCAGCCACGGCACUUCCACCUCUGAACGCAAUGCCGAGACAGCUGCCUUCAAUGGGAGUCCAUGAUACUGAGCAAAGGUCUAAAGCCAGAGACAGGAAACGAUCCCUUGGGCUACCCAGAACCGACCAUGCACUGCAGGAGUUUGUCGACAGACAACAGGGGCAAGAGGACGUACCCAUCGCAAGAGAGAUCGAUGAGGAACAAAGGUACACAUCGAGACCAGGUAAAAGACAACCUGUUCCUCGAGAAAGGGAGGAAGGUGAAUCCAAGGGAAAAAUCCUUCCAAGGCAACUGACAGAACGCUCUCAAAAGAUUGACAAACAAAAAGCUCAAGAUGAUAUUGCUGAGCAGCUUGUCACAAAGCAAAAAGGCGAGAAAUUGUCACCGGAAUUAACCGACCGAUUUCUGCCAUCAAUUGCAUCCACAAAGGGAGAACUAAUGAGCAAGGAAAUCUCUGAUCAACAGGAAUUGCGAGAACGGGAAACUAAAUCACCCCAGAUGAAGUCUCUGUUCAGUCAGUUCGACAAUUUCGAGUUGAGUCUUUCCCCACCUCCAGCCGGCUCUCUGCCUCCCGUCUCUACGGACAAAUCUUUCCGAAUGACUUACUCCACCCUGCCAAAAACCUUUGACUGGGACACUCCCAGGCAACCCCCGCUAAAGAGCAGACAAACACCAUCCCCACCACAUAUGGGACUCGCUGGAAACCUUAACCAACAAAUGACAGACGAACUUCUGGAUGCCAAACUGAUGAAGCAGUCCACCGUGGUACGACACAGCAGCCGUGAUUUCUAUGACAAGUCAGCUCGCACGCCGUCCCGGGCUUCCGGCAAGCGCACCGGCGUUUAUCCGUCUGCCAGCGAGUCGUCCCAGGAAAGCUCGCCUGCGGAGAGUGUCUGGGAGUCCGUCAGCGAGGUCUGGCGGAGGCACACCUCGGAGCUGCAGAAACUUGAACGGAUGGUGGCCCUCAACUUCCUACCCCUCACGUCUGCUUUCACGUUCUCGGUGUUUGAGAUACCGCCCCAGUACCUGGCGCACAACCGCUCGCUCCGAGAACAGGCCAUGCACCUCAGGACACUGAAGAAGCCAAAGAAGAUUGUGAUGAAGUUUGCCAGUAAGGAGCAGAGGCAGGCUGCAAUGAGACCUCCUAUGAUCAGAAGGCCCGUAAAGCCUGUGAAAUGAGGGCAAAUGAGACAGACUCAAAGAACAUCUAUUUCAAUCUUAACACCAAUCAGGAUUGGAAGAGUAAGAAUGUAACAAUACCAUAAUAGGUUGGCAUAGAAUCAAAUAUUUUAAGGUAAUUUGACGAGGGAUAAUGUAAAAGUUUGGUGUCGAAUGGGACUGGGACAUAGUCUAACUAGCAUGCCCCGUCACAGAGUUGGAACUCUCACAAGAAAUCAGGAGGGAAAGUAGGUUGUACAAACUUCAAGUGACUUCCUAUUUUCCAUAAUUCCAAGAGUUUUGUUAUGCUUGCUUCGUGAAUCAAUUGAGAAGAAUUGACGGCUGAUUAGAUUUUCGAGUGGGUGGUGCAACACUCAAAAUUUUUAUAGUUGGAAACGGGGCCUCUUACUCUUCAGCAGACUAGACAAUAGUCCAAAAACAGUUUCAUGGUUUGUUUUCCUGAAACUAAAAGCCAAGCCGUUGAAAUAAGAAACAAAUUGUUUGUUUCUGUAUUCUCUCCCUGCCGUGCUUCUGCCAUAAAAUUGUGCCCGAGUAACAGUUAUCAACUGAUGAAGUUUGCAACCAUGGCUGGGUAGCGAAUUAUUUUUCUCAAACGAGAUCCAACAAUAUCAAAUGAGGGCGCUCUCUCUCUCUCUGCAUUAUGCAUAUUCAUGAUGUCCGGGGCUUUAGAGAAUAAGGCUGCAUCUGAAUCAGCUAUCUAGAGCUAUGUCUAGGUCUGCGCCCAUUGAAAAUACGCAGGGACGCGCUGACAAUAGACGUAGCCGUAGCUCUGGAAGCCCGUUUC
Messenger RNA from Patiria miniata (bat star), 4766 nucleotides. RefSeq lists its product as uncharacterized. The record is from RefSeq and is a predicted model, not a curated record. The transcript has 8 exons. NCBI's taxonomy places the organism in Eukaryota, Metazoa, Echinodermata, Asteroidea, Valvatida, Asterinidae. Bases 185 to 3982 code for a protein of 1265 amino acids.